Molecule: messenger RNA, 3888 nt
Organism: Oryzias melastigma (Indian medaka)
Lineage: Eukaryota; Metazoa; Chordata; Actinopteri; Beloniformes; Adrianichthyidae
Gene: matr3l1.2
Product: matrin 3-like 1.2
Exons: 22
Coding region: 280-3525 (1081 amino acids)
Biological process (GO): ossification; cell adhesion
Cellular component (GO): nucleus; extracellular region
Molecular function (GO): zinc ion binding; RNA binding
Source: RefSeq, a predicted model, not a curated record
AAAGAAGGAAAAACCAAAUAUCGCGAGACUUUGGUCUCGAGUUGUGUUAUUUACUGCAUUUUUCAUCAAUAGCUGCUAGCGUAUUGCGCAGCCAGAAAAACUGGGAAGUAAGACGUUCUUCAACGGACAAGAGGAGUUCAGCUUCACUUUUCCCGGUUUUAUAUCAUUCAAGCAAGGCGUUGACCGACAUUACCCCCUCCACCACUCCUUAGACCCCUUUUGCCCCACCUGCUUGGCUCUUUUUCUUUGCCCCUGAGAGCAGUGCCCCCUGCUGAUGUAAUGUCUCAGUCAGACGGCGGUCAGAAACCGUUCUCUGUGGGUCGUGGGCUCCUGGCUGCAGCAGAGACCUUGAACUUCAACAUGAAUGAGCAGCGCUCAGGCCGGCCGAUGGGGGGCAUGUCCUCAGGUGUGGGAAUGAGUGGGGUGGAGCACCCGGAUGGAAGUCCCCAGAUGCCCCGGCGGGGUACCACCAACAAUCUUGGCAGCACCAUGAAGCUCUUUGCCAGCUUGGGGCUGUCGCCCUCCGACCUGGACGCCCUCGCUGAAAUCCCAGAAGAAGAAAUCAGCGUGGAGACGCUGCCUCGCAUUCUAAUGCAGCUCAAGAAUCGCAAGGGGGAGGCAGGAGAGCGACGGGCGGUGUCCUCCAUGUCCUCCGAGGCUGCAUUUCAAGGAGGAAGGGAUAGCUGGGACGAAGGCCGCAUGGGGAGGAUGGGCGGCCCCUCCAUGGGUGAGGGCCUGGCCCGGUCUAAGCCCUCUGCAGACUUUGGGUACAGUUCCAUGCAGAACAUGUCCUCGGGCCGGGGCCUCGGGUCCAGUUUCGGCAGCGGUGGGGGUGGGAGAGGAGACAGGCCUUACUCCGAGCUUUCCCACCAAACUUCCUACGGUGGGCUGGACAUGGGGCCAUCGCAGUCUGACUCCGUCUUUAUGCAGAGGAGGAUCGGCUCCCCGUCAGUCGGAAAAGUCCAAGACUUCUUGGGAGUCAUGCCCUCCAUGUUCCCCCAUGUGUGCUCUCUUUGUGACUUUGAUGUUCAUUCCACCAUGGAGUGGAACCAGCACCUUUCCGGCCUCCGACAUGCUGAGAACAGACGCCUGCUUCUGGACAUGUAUCCAGACUGGGACCCCAGCUUGCCUUCAGGCAGAGGGGGCCGCAGGGACACUCCCAACCUGUCUGCAGGGCUGCUGGGACCGGCCCCCAUGUCUUCUGCUGGGAUGUCCUCCAGCUGGGGAGGAGGUGGAGGUCCUGGCCUGCCGGGACACAAGAUGGGUCUGAACACGCUGAGGAGCAGGGUGGUGGUGGUGAAGUAUGAGAGGAAACCUCUGAGCAACAACACUCUGUUCGCCUUCACCGAGCGGUUCGGCCGCCUCAGGGAGCACCUGGUCCUCAAGAACAAGGCCUUUCUAGAGAUGAGCUCUCACGAAGAAGCUCUGGACAUGGUCAACUACUACAAGCAGCACACGGCGUCUCUGUACGGCAAGCCCAUCACCUUCUACCUGUCCCAGAGGCUGAUGUUCAUCGAGAAAGACUCCCGGAUGUCUGAGGGGAUGGGCGACAGACCCAUGAGGGACGUCAAAAGCCACGGCAGCAAAGUGGUCUUCUUCUCCAACCUGCCCAGAGAGGAGGAGAAGAAGAGGGAGCUGCUGACCAUCGCUGGACGUUUUGGCACCGUGGAUAAACACCUCUUCUUAACCGACCAGGCUUUUGUCCAGCUGGGAACCGUGGAGGACGCAGAGAUGCUGGUCAAGUAUUACAGCGUGAACCCCCUCACCAUCAGAGGACGCCUGAUCCGCCUCAACAUCUGCACCAAAUACAAAACCCUCAAUGUGAACCGGAGACAGAGCGGCUCUGCAGAGGAAACCACCACCCGCAAGAGAAGCAGGACUCGUGAGAGGUCCUCGAGCCCCGCAGCAAAGAGCGCCUCCAGAACCACCUCGUCCAAGUCCACAUCCAAGAGCAGAGAGGAGAAGAAGAAAGAGGAGGAGGAGGAGGACAAAGAAAAGCCUGCUGAGGAGGAGGUCACCGGAGUGGUGCAGGGAGCAGAGGAUGAAGACGAGGACCAGGCGUCUGACGAUGAAGAUCCAAAGGAGGAAGACCCCGAGAAAGAAACGGUGGAGAAAGAUGUUAAAGAAGAAGAGAAGGAGGUUCCUGAUGACGUCACACCUGUGGAGGAGGCGGAGCCUGAGGUCAAAAAGCAGGAGGCGGAGCCAGAAGGAGCAGCAGAAACCUCAGUUGAGGAAGCAGAGAACAAGGAGGAGGCCGUGGAGAGCGGCGACGUGGCGGAGGGAGACGUUCCUGCUGAGGAGCUGGACCAGGACUUUCUGGAGAACAUGGAGGACUUUGUGACGCUGGAUGAGCUGGAAGAGGACGAGGGCGACGCCCCCGGAGAGUCUGAUGCCAUAGAUAACUCCAAGAAAGGGGGGAUGAGGGUGGUCAACAUCGUGGGCUUCAGGCGAGGUUACAACUUCCUCAACGAGCUGCUGAAUCUCGCCAAGCCGUUUGGGAAGGUGGUCAAACACCUGGUUCUGGACCUUCGACCUGAGGCCUACAUUCAGUUCCAGACGGAGAACGAAGCUCGAGCUAUGGCCAAGUUUUAUGGUAACGGUAAUGUGACGGUCUCCGUGUGCGGCCGGCCCGUCAGGGUCAGCCAUUCCCUCAGCUACCCCACCAUCCAGUGCGGCUCCAGCAGGGUGGUGUACAUUGGUCAGCUCCCCAACACCAAAUACACCGACGAGGAGAUCCUGGAACUUGCCACACCGUACGGAAAAGUCCAGAAGUACUUCCUGAACCGGAUCAAGAGAGAGUGUUUUCUGGAGAUGGACCGACCUGAAGAUGCAGAGAAGAUGGCCGAGGACUGCAAAUCCAAUCCGCCGAAGAUAAACGGGAAGCGCCUGACCAUAUACGUCAGCAGGAAGUACAGACACCUCAAAUAUGGUCAUCGGUGUGGAGCCAAGAGGGCCAACAGUCCGCCUCCAAAAUCCUCCCUACAACCCGAGGAGCCCAGCGCCAAGAAGGCCAGAGAGGAAGACGAGGAGGAGCAAGUGGAGAAGAAAGAGGAGGAGACAAAAGAGGAAGAGGCCAAAGAGGACAAUAAUGGGGGGGUAGAAAAUGAGGAGCAGGAAGCAGCAGACGAGGAAGCACAGAGCUCUGAUGUUGGAGACUCAAAACCAGAAGAAAACAGUGAGAAUCCUCUGGAAGACUCGGAGAAGAUCGAUGAGGAGGAGAAACGGCAGCAGGACGAGGACAUGGAGACGGCCACCAAUCAGAACGGACAGACUGAAGCUCCGCCUCCUGUAGAUGGGAAGCCCAGUUUGGCAGCUUUGCCGUUGCCCCCCUACGACCCCGACACCCCCAUUGGAGUGGAGCACGUGAAGAUGGGAUAUUACUGCCGCAUCUGCUUCCUGUUCUACACCAACGAGACCACGGCCAAGAAGACGCACUGCAGCAGCCAGACGCACUACGACAAGCUGCAGAAAUACCUGGAGAAGGAGCAAAGCAAAGGGAAGAAGGCCAAGAAGGCAUCAAACUGAGAGCAGCUGGGAAAGAAGUCGUCCCGUUCGUUUUCUUUAGCUAUACUUUAAACAGGAGUGUUGUCAUGGCAACACAGCCCCUGAAUUACUUGUAGGACAAAACACAAAGUUCUUUAAUGUGAAACGUUCAGACUUCCUGUCAUUCAGGUGGUUCUGACGGUGAUUCGUUUCACCAGUGUUAGCCCUUCCUGGGCUCUGUCUAAAGCCUGGACCAGUGUCCUGUGGGAGUUGCAUCCAUGUGGCGUUCAGGCACUGCUGCGUUAAUAGCCACCGUUUGAUUCCUGAUUGUUCUUUUAGCAGUUAAAUGUUUUGCUGGAUUUUUGUUUUUUGGAUGUUUUUCAGAAUAAAAGGUUUCCUCACAUU